Molecule: messenger RNA, 2177 nt
Organism: Myotis daubentonii (Daubenton's bat)
Lineage: Eukaryota; Metazoa; Chordata; Mammalia; Chiroptera; Vespertilionidae
Gene: SIAH1
Product: siah E3 ubiquitin protein ligase 1
Biological process (GO): proteasome-mediated ubiquitin-dependent protein catabolic process; multicellular organism development
Cellular component (GO): cytoplasm
Molecular function (GO): zinc ion binding; ubiquitin protein ligase activity; ubiquitin conjugating enzyme binding
Source: RefSeq, a predicted model, not a curated record
AUCUUUCCUCUUGGACUUCAGCGACUUCGCAGCUUCUCAGUUGCUUGGGGUCCAGGUUGUAUUUCAGCCUUCCCUCCACCAGAGCAGCCAAGGGUGGAUUUCACUUUCUUUUAGUAAGAAAGGGAAUUCUAUUGUGUUCUGGAACUUUUUGAAGAGAGAUUUCAUCCAGCGUAUAACUCCUAAUAAUCAAAAUGCAUAUUUUAUGCAAUUACGUUUUCUUAACCAUUUGUUUCUCUUGUUCUGCUCACAGUAAAAUUUGCAUGAGCCCUGGCCAGCUUGGCUCAGUGGAGAGAGCAUCGACCUGUGGUCUGAAAGGUCUCAGAAAUGAGCCGCCAGACUGCGACCGCGUUGCCCACUGGGACCUCCAAGUGCACACCGUCGCAGAGGGUGCCCGCCCUCACGGGCACCACCGCGUCCAACAAUGACCUGGCCAGUCUCUUUGAGUGUCCUGUCUGCUUUGACUAUGUGUUGCCACCCAUUCUUCAGUGUCAGAGCGGCCAUCUGGUCUGCAGCAACUGUCGCCCAAAGCUCACGUGUUGUCCAACCUGCCGGGGCCCCUUGGGCUCCAUUCGCAACUUGGCGAUGGAGAAGGUGGCCAAUUCGGUACUUUUCCCUUGUAAAUACGCCUCUUCCGGGUGCGAGGUCACCCUGCCGCACACGGAGAAGGCCGACCACGAGGAGCUCUGCGAGUUCCGGCCUUACGCCUGCCCGUGCCCCGGCGCGUCCUGUAAGUGGCAGGGCUCCCUGGACGCCGUGAUGCCCCACCUGAUGCACCAGCACAAGUCCAUCACCACCCUGCAGGGGGAGGACAUCGUGUUCCUGGCCACGGACAUCAACCUGCCCGGGGCGGUGGACUGGGUGAUGAUGCAGUCCUGCUUCGGCUUCCACUUCAUGCUGGUCCUGGAGAAGCAGGAGAAGUACGACGGGCACCAGCAGUUCUUCGCCAUCGUCCAGCUGAUCGGAACGCGCAAGCAGGCGGAAAAUUUUGCUUAUCGACUCGAGCUCAAUGGUCACAGGCGGCGAUUGACUUGGGAAGCUACUCCCCGAUCGAUUCAUGAGGGCAUCGCAACGGCCAUUAUGAAUAGCGACUGUCUCGUCUUUGACACCAGCAUCGCACAGCUUUUUGCAGAAAAUGGCAACCUAGGCAUCAAUGUCACUAUUUCCAUGUGUUGAAGUGGCGAUCAAAGGUUUUCUGGCCAGUGUUUGUUUAAAACCAUUGCGUUCAGCUUCACAGAGAAUAGGCCCCCUCCGCCUGCCCCCCAGACUUUUGGUAGGUGGAGCUAGUCACACGAAGGGAAAUAAAUGGAAAGGCUGUUAAAUACAGGAAACGGUUGCAUGUAGUAACACUAAUAUAUUUAAAGUAAGUCAGCAGUAAACCACUGAAAAAAUAUAUAUAUACACCCAAGAUGGGCAUCUUUUGUAUUAAGAAAGGAAGCAUUGUAAAAUAAUUCUGAAUUUGUGUUGUAGAUUGAGUGUACUGUUGAGAAAUACUGGGUUUUUGUUUCUGCGUGUGAGAGUGUGUGGGAGCGUGUGUGUGUGUGCUUGGGUUUUUUUUCCUUUAACUGACAAGCCAUGUUGAGUGGUCUUGGGCCACUGCUUCCCCUCUUUUGAGUCAAUACAUAGUGCUGCUGUGUGUGUAUAUAUUUUUUGUGUGUAUUUGCUAAUUUUUAUUAAUUCUAGUUUUUCAUUAAAUAAAUUUGACUUUCUUUUCUGUAAUUCAAGCUUUUCCCAUUUUUUUUUGUACCUUUGUAAAGUUAGUGUUUUUUUGAUAUGCAUAAUUUGUUUAUGGUAAAGUUUAUACAUGUGUGUUCCAUACAUGUUUUUUCUCCCCAUUAAUCAAUUCAUUAGAAAUACUUUAUAUUCAGCCUCUUGUGAAGACACAAGUUCCAGAAAGGAGAGGUAACAUCGGAGGAAAGAUCAGAAGCUACUUAAAGCAGCUAGAAGAUGGUUGGUCGGUCGGUCUUUUUCUCUUUUUUCCAGUUGAGUCACGCCUUCAAACUUAUUCUUUAAAAGGUAGUAGGAUAUACUGAUUUUUAAAAAAAUAUUGAAAAAUCCCCUCCCUCCCCCCAAUAUCUUGGACAAAUCACAUGUUUAAAAUUUGUUCUCAUAUAUUUAUUGGUUUUGCAAAAGAAGGCAUCAUCUCACAGUAUUUGUAAUUAAAAGCGAAGCAUUUGUUU